Hyaloperonospora brassicae is the source of this 948-nucleotide messenger RNA. Lineage: Eukaryota; Oomycota; Peronosporomycetes; Peronosporales; Peronosporaceae. The record is from the annotation of a GenBank genome assembly.
AUGGACAUGACAGCAGCACUGAGCGGCUGCGAGCGCGAACUGCGCGGUCACAAUGGACCCGUAAACGCCGUACGCUUCAACUCCACAGGAACGUACGUGAUGACAUGCGGUCAGGACAAGACGAUAAAGCUCUGGAACCCACAUCGGGACAGCGUCGAGAAGCCCAAAGAGGCGCUACUGGUCAAGACGUACGAGGGCCGACAUGGCUACGACGUCCAAGACGUGGCCAUCGCGCAGGACAACUCCAAGUUCGCGUCCUGUGGUCGAGACAAAGACGUGUUCCUGUGGGACGUGCCGACCGCUCGAGUGAUCCGCAAGUUCGAAGGACACGAACAUAGUGUCAAUUGCGUGCGCUACAAUGCAGACUCGUCCGUGUUGCUGAGCGGGUCGUACGACAAGACUGUCCGGGCGUGGGACAUGAGAGCUCGCAACUCGUACGUGCCGAUUCAGGUUCUGGAUGACUUCAGAGACAGCGUCACCUCGAUGGUAGUUGCAGAGCAUGAGAUCAUUGCGGGGUGUGUCGACGGUGUCGUGCGGACAUACGAUCUACGUGCGGGGCAACUCUUUUGCGAGCAUAUUGACGUGCCAGUAGUGUCAGUCGCGCAGUCCCCCGACAUGCGUUUCGUCCUGGCUGGAUGCUUAGACGGCUCAAUCCGGCUGAUCGAGAAAGCUAAUGGAACAGAAGUGCAGCGCUAUCUUGGACACAGCGUGCUGGAUUACAAGAUAGAAUGCGGCUUUUCGAGCGAUGGCGCCCUCGUGCUCAGCGGCUCCGAAAACGGGCAAGUGUACUGGUGGGACCUCGUCGACGCCAAACAAACGCAUUCGUUCGCAGCACACACGAAAGCAGUGCGAGCGCUUGCGAGUCACCCAGAAAGCAGCAUGUUCGCCACAGGCUGUAUCGACGGCUCUGCCAAGGUCUGGUCGAGCGUUCACGUUCCAGCCACGUGA